AUGUCUGGCAGCAUCCCUGUUGAUAUUGUACAAUUCCCUCAGUGGGCUCGCGCGACCUCAAUGACUUGGCCGACAAAUCUCGACCCCGCUUCAAACGGGCAGCGCUUCCUGGACGCGGUGGAAGCGCGUCUCCAGGCCCAGCUUAGUGUCAUGGAGCAAUGGAGGGCGGAUCUCUUUGCGGGAAACAUGGAGACAGACGUGAUUGCAUCAUGGGACGUCAUUGUCGACUUCCUGCACCGUUUCGGCGACUUGGCCAUUCCUCCCUUCCUUCGUUCGGUCAUCGGCGCAAAAACUGUCCCUGGGGCUAUUAAUUUGUACAAUUCUCCUGGAUCCCCUGUCCCCGGGGAAUGUUUGGAGUGGUCGUCAUCGCACUCGCGCGCGCGCCAAGACAUCGGCGAGAAGCGCUGGUGGACAGAGGCCGUGGAGCGGUCGCCGUCGCCCAUGCCUGCUUCGCCCUCAGACACAGCUGGGACUUCAACUUCUGCAGCAGGUCUAUCGUUUCAGAGCAUUCCCUCCAAACCCCCGCCUCAUCGCCGUCCGCCCCGUACUCGUCCAUUACCGGGAUGCAAACUCAUGGACUGCAUUUUCAUUGACAACACAAAGCAUUUUGAGGGUCGGAAAGCGCGCCGCAGCGAUGAGAAGGAGUCAGAGGCCUCCUAUGAUCGCAGCGAGGAUGGCGACAGAGAGGUAGUAGCGGGGGUGGGAGGCGAGGACGAUGAUCAGGAGGGUGACGACGAAGAAGAGGAGGACGAGGAUGACGACGAGGGGAGUUCGGAGGCGAGCGUGUGCGCAGCGCCGCCUGCAAACGUUCGCCGCUUUUAUGAGGAGGAUCGCUGCCAGCGAUGCAAAGACAAGCACCGCAGGGUCUGCGACCUUCCGAAUGGCAAGAAGGCUUGCAAAGCGUGCAGGCAGGACCAGAAGAAAUGCACGUGCGUGGAGCGGGUCACCGCCGAACGAGCCGCCAUCAGCGCCGCCAAGAAGGCAAAGAGGGCCGCCAAGAAACCCACCCGCGUUGGCGCCAAAGGUGCCUGCGCCGCCAGCGCCCGCGACAACAGUCCACCGCGUAAGCGCCGUCGCGUCAAGGACGCGCCACAGGUGCCCCAGCAACCGGCCCCGAAGAAGGGCAGACCGCGCCGUGGACCUACACGGCGUGUGUCUCGCGAGACGCUCCAUGAACAAUGGGAAGCGGACCUCGCCGAGGACAAAGAGCGACGGGCCAGACGCUCGGGGAAUGCGUACCUCGACGUUGAUGAAGCAGGCGAGGACAUGUCCCUGUCCCGCUUCGCUUCCCCCGACGUCGAGCCGAGCACAUCCGCGAACUCGAAGGGGUCAUCGGUCGCAAGUCUCGCGUCGAUGACAUCAUGGGCGCUAGCCGUCCGUCCGGACACAGAACGGGACGUGCUAUCCCACCUCCACAAGAUGAACGCCGACAACGAGCGGGUCGCCCGCCGUAUAGACGAAUUGGCGAGAGUUUCGGAAUCCAUGGCAUUCUAG
Molecule: messenger RNA, 1494 nt
Organism: Coniophora puteana RWD-64-598 SS2
Lineage: Eukaryota; Fungi; Basidiomycota; Agaricomycetes; Boletales; Coniophoraceae
Exons: 7
Coding region: 1-1494 (497 amino acids)
Source: RefSeq, a predicted model, not a curated record